Messenger RNA from Prunus armeniaca (apricot), 204 nucleotides. The record is from the annotation of a GenBank genome assembly. NCBI's taxonomy places the organism in Eukaryota, Viridiplantae, Streptophyta, Magnoliopsida, Rosales, Rosaceae.
AUGCAGGGAUGGGGAAUCGCUGAUAUGAAUAUUGCGGGUAUGAAGGCGGGGAUGGGGGAAAAAAGCUUAACGGGGAUAGGGAUGGGAAUGCCAUACCCAACCCCGAUUCGACCCAUUGCCAUCUCUAUGCCCCCCAUGCCUGUGUUGGCAGAGCUAGGUUUAGAUCGAGAGAAAAUGGGAAUGAAGAGGCCAUUUUUUAUCUGA